Molecule: messenger RNA, 1972 nt
Organism: Chelmon rostratus (copperband butterflyfish)
Lineage: Eukaryota; Metazoa; Chordata; Actinopteri; Chaetodontiformes; Chaetodontidae
Gene: hexb
Product: hexosaminidase B (beta polypeptide)
Exons: 14
Coding region: 64-1728 (554 amino acids)
Biological process (GO): glycosaminoglycan metabolic process; carbohydrate metabolic process; ganglioside catabolic process
Cellular component (GO): membrane
Molecular function (GO): beta-N-acetylhexosaminidase activity
Source: RefSeq, a predicted model, not a curated record
GCUCAACUUAACGCUGCUGCUGUCUGAUCAGCGGGUCUUGUGACUCCGCUGUCUGUCGUCAACAUGAUCACUACUACACUGAAGUGCACUGUCCUGCUCCUGGUCCUGGGCUUGGGUCGGGGGCUGCUGUACAACGGCAUCGAUGAAGUCGAGGAGGAGGAGGCGGCCGAGCGCGUCGCUGAGGCUUCCAGGUUCGGCUCUCUGUGGCCUCUGCCGCAGAAAGUGCAGAUCUCUCAGGUUUCAUUCAAGCUGACCAGCGCCAGCUUCAAAAUAGUUGACGCCAAGCAGUCUUCCGCCGGGCCGAGCUGCAGCCUCCUGCAAGACGCGUACAGGAGGUAUUACGAAUACAUGUUUGGCAACGCUAAAAGGCAGCAGCUGAACAAAGGCAGGCGGUCAGGCCCCUCCGAGCUAACAGAGCUGCAGGUGUGGAUCACAUCACCUGACUCCGACUGUGACGGUUACCCCGGUGUGACUUCUGACGAGUCAUAUGAGCUGUCCGUGGAUCAGCCGUAUGCAGUCCUGAAAGCACCGAAGGUCUGGGGAGCUCUGCAUGGUCUGGAAACUUUCAGCCAGUUGGUGUAUGAAGAUGAAUAUGGAACUAAAAGCAUCAAUUCAACAACAAUCAGUGAUUUCCCCAGAUUUGCACAUAGAGGCAUCUUGCUGGACAGCUCUCGGCAUUUCCUGCCCAUCAAAGUCAUCUUGGCUAAUCUGGAAACAAUGGCGAUGAACAAAAUUAAUGUUUUCCACUGGCACAUCGUGGAUGAUCAAUCCUUCCCUUACCUGAGCCGAACGUUCCCACAGCUGAGCCAGCAGGGGGCUUACCACCCAUACACACAUGUGUAUACUCCCGCUGAUGUGAAGAUGGUGAUUGAGUUUGCCCGUCUGAGAGGCAUUCGUGUUAUCCCGGAGUUCGACACUCCAGGACACACGCAGUCUUGGGGCAAAGGCCAGACGGAUCUGCUCACGCCCUGCUACUCUGGCUCCAAACAAUCUGGCACCUUCGGACCAGUGAACCCCAUCCUGAACACCACCUAUGACUUCAUGAACCAGUUCUUCAAGGAGGUCAGCACUGUGUUCCCCGAUGCCUACGUUCACCUGGGAGGUGAUGAGGUGGACUUCACCUGCUGGAAGUCUAACCCGGACAUCCAGAAGUUCAUGGAUCAGCAAGGCUUCGGACAAGACUACAGCAAACUGGAAUCAUUUUAUAUCCAAAGACUCUUGGAAAUCGUCACCACUACCAGGAAGGGCUACAUAAUCUGGCAGGAGGUCUUCGACAAUGGUGUGAAGCUGAAACCAGACACACUUAUCCACGUUUGGAAAGGAAACCAGCAGCAAUACCAGAACGAGAUGGCAAAUGUUACAGCAUCAGGGUACCAGACCCUGCUGUCCACUCCCUGGUACCUGAACCGUAUCUCCUACGGCCAGGACUGGCAGGGCCAUUACAAGGCCGACCCACAGGAUUUCAAGGGAACUGAAGAACAAAAGAAGCUUGUGAUUGGUGGAGAAGCCUGUUUGUGGGGAGAAUAUGUGGACGCCACCAACCUGACACCCAGACUCUGGCCUCGUGCCAGUGCUGUGGCAGAGCGGCUGUGGAGCGCCAAGGAUGUGACGGACAUCAACGAUGCCUUUAACAGACUGUCUGCACACCGCUGUCGUAUGGUGGAGCGCGGAAUCCCAGCUGAGCCGCUGUUUUCCAGCUACUGUCCCCGUGAAUACAGGGGUAUAUGAAAGCGACUGAGAGGCUGGAGGUGGGAGCGAGAAAGGGACGAAAAUCCACGCACUAUGAACUCCAUGCUUGUAUUUUAAACUGAGAAAUCAAAUCACUGCCUUUCUAGAGACAGAUCAUCCUUUUUAAAUCUGCAGAUGAGCAGAACUCUUGAUCACACCUAAUGUCAACCACCCUGACUUUAUGAAUGCACUCUUUGUUUUUUAUGAAUGUUUGUAUAAUUGUGAAUAAAAUGUUUACAUUUUA